UCUGCCCUCACAAAAUACAGAAACGCGGCUUCUGCGCAUAUCUCUCUCUGAGGAAAGAAAAGAAAACGGAGAGAAAACCCAGGAGAGGAAAAUACAUGAAUUUGCAGAAAAAGGGGAUUUUUCUGCAAAUCCUCGCCUCUGGUAAUCUCUAACAGUCAUGAAGAAUCGAAGGAGACGAGAUGUAUUACCAUGGAACAGGUUCUUCUGGUGCACCGUCACCAUCUGCUUAUCGUGCGCACUCUUCUCCACCUUCACCCUCUCUACACUUCGCCAAUAUGGAGUUUCAUUUCGGCCGGUUCUUAUCUCUUCGUGGCGGAAUCCGUCCAUGAACGCCGUUAACGGUGAAUAUUUCUCCAGAAAAAGGACGUUUAGUCCGCCUUCCGUCAGGAUCCAAGAAACGGUGGUUUUCCCAGAUCAGGUCCUUAUAUUCCUAAAAUACCCUCCGAGCGUCCCCCUAUUUACCAAGUCCGACGACCUUCAGUGCGUCUGCCUCCCGCCCGACCCCUCCCAGCCCGAGAUGAAGCUGCCCCUGGUCUCGAUCGACGGCCUGGAUCAUCCCAAUCUCCAGAUCGUGCGGUGCCCCCUCCCCCCACGCGGCUUCCUUGUGUCCCUGUCCUGGAAAGGGCAGCGUCACCUGCCCACCAAGCCUACCCGUAGCUGGGACUCGAUCGCGUACGAAGCGCUAGUCGACGGGGAUAACACGACCGUUGUAUUCGUCAAGGGCCUCAAUCUACGGCCAGAAAGGCUAGCCGACCCCUCCAGAUACGAGUGCGUCUACGGUUGGGAUUUCUCAAGCCCGAAAUUCCUCUUGAGCUCAGACGCUCUCACCGUAGCUCAGGAAAUAGUCCGGUGCACGACCCCAUUAAUUUUAUUGAAACAUCCUAAUAAGCUAAGCGGUAUUAAGGUGUCUGUUAGAGCCAAAGGCAGUAAAGGGUUGUUGUUCUCUUCAUUAGCCCGGCCGGAAUUGCGGCUGUUAUCUGACACACACGGCGGUGGCAGCCGCCGGCAGAGGCCGCAUGACAUGUGUGUAUGCACGAUGGUGCGGAACCAGGCGCGGUUCCUCACAGAGUGGGUCAUGUACCACACCCACAUCGGCGUGGAACGUUGGUUCAUCUACGACAACAACAGCGACGAUGAGAUCGAUGAUGUGAUUGUAUUGUUGGAUUCAUUGAAUUACAAUGUUAGCCGGCACAUGUGGCCUUGGCUCAAGACACAGGAGGCGGGGUUUGCACAUUGUGCGGUGCGGGCACGGGGAUUGUGCGAGUGGGUUGGGUUCAUUGAUGUGGAUGAGUUCUUAUAUUUGCCAUCAAACCUCACCUUGCAAGAUGUACUUAAAAACCAUACGGAUUUACCAUGGGUGGGCGAGCUGCGGACUGCGUGCCACAGUUUUGGGCCGUCAGGGCUCAGGCAAGUGCCCGAGAAAGGUGUCAUGGUGGGUUACACAUGCCGCAUGGUAUCACCUGAGCGGCAUAAGUCGAUUGUGCGGCCGGAGGCUCUUAAUUCUAGCCUAAUCAAUGUGGUCCACCAUUUUCACUUGAAGGAUGGAUUUGAGUAUGUGAACAUGGAGAGGGGAGUAAUGGUGAUUAAUCACUAUAAGUAUCAGGUGUGGGAGGUGUUUAAGGAGAAGUUUUACAGGCGGGUCGCAACAUACGUGGCAGAUUGGCAGGACGACGAGAAUGUGGGGUCCAAAGAUCGGGCCCCUGGGUUGGGGACGAAGGCGAUAGAGCCGUCAGAUUGGUCUAGCCGGUUUUGCGAGGUCACGGAUACCGGGCUUAGAGAUUGGGUGUUGCAGGUUUUGGUGGACAGUCGUAAUGGCCUUCUUCCAUGGGAACAAGUUAUAGAAAUACCAAUAGAUAGACAACAAGAAGAGGAAGAGAGAAAUAUAUGAUUGUAAGAUUGUUUUACCCUUUGAUUUUUUUUUUCUUUUUUUCUUUUUUCCUUGAUGUUUAUUGUAAUUCUAGAUAGAUUGAGAAACCAAAUUCUUUUGUAGAUAGAAAUGAUACAAUUCAUAGAACAUAAAAGAGUGGAGGCAUGUUUGGGAUUUUUUUUUUUAUUUUUUUUUUCUCUUUGCUUGGAGGCAUAUGUUUUCUUAUUUUAAUUUGAUUAUAUAUCUUUCAAUUUUCAUUU
Messenger RNA from Magnolia sinica, 2127 nucleotides. RefSeq names its product glycosyltransferase family 92 protein RCOM_0530710. The coding region runs from base 158 to 1888 and encodes 576 amino acids. The transcript is spliced from 2 exons. The record is from RefSeq and is a predicted model, not a curated record. NCBI's taxonomy places the organism in Eukaryota, Viridiplantae, Streptophyta, Magnoliopsida, Magnoliales, Magnoliaceae.